This is a messenger RNA of Pantherophis guttatus, 6432 nucleotides long. RefSeq names its product chromosome 8 C4orf54 homolog (gene C8H4orf54). The record is from RefSeq and is a predicted model, not a curated record. Lineage: Eukaryota; Metazoa; Chordata; Lepidosauria; Squamata; Colubridae.
AUGGAAGUGUUUACAGAACUGCCUGCUGAAGAGACAGUUAUUCAAAAAGAGAAUGCUGGAAAAAGCAACAGCCAAAUGAUCACGUGUCAUCCUCAAGAGCCAUCAAUUUCCUCAGCUGAGGAAUCAAAAUAUGUGGAGAUUUACGAUUACCCUGGAGGGACAGGAGAGAAUCCCCAGACUCUAAAGCUGAAUCUAGAACGGAAUGGAAGUAAAGUGCCCUUUAUCAGAACUAAAAAUGGACCUUGCGAGAUCAGUGAGAUUAACAGAUUGGCUAACAAAAUCUUGGCAGACAAAUAUGCAAAUCAAGAAUCUCUGGAUUAUACUUCUAAAAUGGAAGGCACUCUUUCCCCCAUGGGGAUGAAAGCUGAUGAGGUUGGGGAAAGGAUCUCUGGCAUCAGUUCAGAAGGGUCUGAGAACACUCUGUCCCCUAGUAUCUCCAAUGUUCAGCUUUAUACACAUGGCUGCCCAGAAUCAUCAUCAUCAUCUUGUCCUUCACCAAUACAAAAUACAAGGAAUUUUCCAAAAAUGGAUGACUUAGAAAGAGGGGGAAAAACCUCAUCUUCGUUUGGGUAUGACAGCGAUGAAGAUGAUGAAGCAGACUGCAAAGAAAUCUGUCUGAGCAAUGAGAGAGGAAGAGGCAGGCAUGCUUCACAGCUAUUGCAACCACAACCCAGCUAUGCCAGUGAAAGCAACAAUAGUAAUAAUGAUGAAGCACAUUAUAUUACCACCCAUGAAAUACAGCUUAGUGAAGUAGAUCAUGACAUGGAUUUUGACUAUGGAUUAGCUUCUCGAUGGGACUUUGAGGAUAACAAUGUUAUUUAUUCCUUUGUGGAUUAUGCUUCCUUUGGGAGCGAAGAAACGCUUGCAGACACACAAACAGAAGAGGAUAAUAGCUGUUAUCUCAGCACAACCACCAGUGAUCCUAAUAAUCAGACAGACAGUAUUGAUAAUACCAGCAGUACAGAGAUAGUCAGCAUUAAUUCUGAAAAUGAUACUCCAAGCACAGACAAAUGCGCCAGCUCGGAAGAAAGUCAGUCCAAGAACCUCUGCAACAUGAGUGAGAAUUCUGCAGGCCAGAUACUCCUAUCAAUCAAACCAACUUCCAGGGCUAUAAAUGAGCCUAGCAACCAGCAUGAAAAGCAAAACAUUAUUUAUGCUGCCAAGCAUGAAGGCGACAUGAGCCUCUGUGUCUCCACAGCUCAUGAACGAAAUUCAAGUUUCAAACAAGAUGUGUUUCAUGACUAUGCAAAAAAGUUUAUUGCAGUUCCUGCACAUUUGCAAACAAGGUGUGCAGCUAUAAAAGCAAGAGAAUUGGGUGGAUAUUCAAGUGGUGCCUCCAGUGUGGUAAGUGAGUUGGAUGAUGCAGAUAAAGAAGUAAGAAGCCUGACAGCAAGGGCAUUUCGGAGCUUAGCUUAUCCCUACUUUGAUACCCUGAACUUGAGUUCCAGUGAGUCUUCCACAUCUCUUUCAGAUCACAAUCUAGGAAUCAACCGAUGGUCAACUUACUUGGAUUUAAAGUGCAGCAGUCUUGGACAGAAAGCAGAGCAGAAUCUUUUCAAAAGCAGCGCUGCAUCUGCUGGAUGGAAAAGAAACUCUGGGACUAAAACAGCCAGUGACCAUUUCUACAUUCACUCCAAUAAAUCACAGACUAAAGCAUUGGAAUUUGUUGUCAGUAAACUUGAUGGAGAAAUAACGCAUGUUGAAACACCACGUUGCUUUGAAAAACAGGUCCAGGCAGGCUCCCGAGUUGUUACUUUGCUGGAGACUUUGAAUUUCAGCAGCAAUAUUAAUGCGGGUGUCCCCAGACCUGCUAAACCUUCUGAAAAUGUUGCUGUUGGGUCAAGUUGCACAGAUGAAGUUACAGAAACACUGCCAAAGGAGCAGAGCAAUGAAAUCUGCAAACAAACUGGAGUCGUUGCAGAAACCAUGGAAGGAACGCAGAAGUCAAAAUUUGCAUCUAGCCUCCUCAAAAAUGUUAUUUCAAAGAAGAUGCAACAGGAACAUGAGUUCAAAAUGGAAAGGGGACAGAUCACAGACACCACAUACUCUGGUAUGUCAAAUUCCUCAUCUUCUAAAGAGGUAGAUAGCACCGCCAAGGAGAAAUUAAAGAACGGGGGAUUGCAGAGACAAAAUUCAAGAUAUUCAGAAGGCAGCUCUGAUUGCACUAUUGUAACAGCAGAUGAUUUGGGGGAAUUUUUUGAUAGCAAGUCACCAACCUCCAAGCCCUCUACUCCACGGGAAGCCACUAUUAGCCUAAAUCGAAGCCUUUCAGAAACAUUUUUAGAAGAGGCAUGUAAAAUAAAACAAAGUGCCUCUGAAACACUCAAGGCAACUUUCCUCCGUAGCCAGAAUAGUGCAUUUAGAACAUGGAAAGAAAAAGAAGCAGAGAAAAAAGAGGAAAAAGUUCCUGUGGGAAAACUGAAAACAGGAUUUAAAGGGGAUUGGAAGACCGAUAUGGGAGAAAUCACAGCUAAUAAAGCAACUAAAAUGUCUCGUCUUUUUGUUCCAAAUAUUCAACAAACAGUCAAAGAUAAUAAUAACUUGCAUGUGACAAAAUACUCUACAGCGACAACUGCAGCAGCUCAGACUGCUAUUGCCACCACAGUGAUAAAGCCUAAACCUCCAGAGAUCAAGAUAAGCUUGGGAAGUGUGGAGCAGAACAAAGAUAAUCAUUUCAAUAUUACUAAGCUUCUCAGCCCCAAGAUACCUGGAAAUGCCCCCAAUUUUUUCAAGACAGCUGUUGAUACCAGAUGUCAACUGCAAAAGCAAAUAAAAGGGGAGAUUAUGGACAAACUGCCUCAAUUUCAGGUACGUGAUGUAAGAGAAAAUAAGUCUAAAGUCCAAGGGCCUAUACAUCAGGUGAGAGAUGUCAGGAAAUUAAUCAAGAGUAGCUAUGGUCUUGAGUCAGGGGAUAACCACAGUGACAGAGGUAGUGUUAACUCUGACCAGGGAACCUUUGACCAGAAAUCCAAACAGCUGAUGUCAAUAGGCAUUCCCAGGUCUCUGUCUCCCAUGAUGAUAACUUGUCAGGCAGUUAGUAACAGUAAGGAGGACAAGAAGCCCAACAAAUUUCACGAGAUGGCGCCCAGAAUAAGUAAUGGAGGCAAGAUGCUACCUUCCAACCAAGAAGGAACUAUCCUGGUACACAGGACCUCAGGAAGGCUGCCAGUAGCCACCAUUGCUCCCAACAAGAGUGACCCUCGCCAGCCUGCUGUAUUGAAGAUAGUCUCCAAAACAUCUGUGCCCUGGAGGCAGCAGUCACAUCCACCACCACAGCAGCCAGCGACAACUGAGAAAAGCAAUAAAGUGGGACCACUGGUGGUGGAUGAAGAAGAACCUCUCAAAGAAGAAGAGGUGACCAAGGGAUCUGUCUCAGCAAACCAUAAGGCUCUGCAAAAACUCACAGCAGCAGUCCGGAGCAUGGAAGAGCUAUACAGUUUCAGUAAAUAUGAGUGGAAACGAAAGAGUGACCCAUUACCGAUAACCGACAGCCAUGUCCUCUCCCUCAUUGCCAGCGAAGAGCAAACCACGGGAGCCGUAAGCACCGCCAGGGAAGAAUCGAUGAUGGUUGCCAAGACUGAGGACCAGGAGGGAGCUCAGACGGUGGGAUUAACAAUUUCUCCCAACAGAUCCGCACCAGAACGCCAUCCUCGUGGCAGAUUCACCAACCCAACCAAGAAUGUUGAGAAGGUCUCAGCCAAGACAGCGGCCUUUGAGAGCUUGAGCCGAGAGCGGGCCCGGGGUUCAGGCCUCUACGGCGAAUCUGCCACAAGAAACACCGGGCCUCCUGAGAAGGAAAGAGUCCCUGUGGUCCCCAGGACCACCUUAACUUUUAACGCUCAGGCCCAGAAGGCCAAGCCUCAACCACCAGUGCUCUCGUCUCCUUCCCCGCCUCGAGGCCUCAAAGGCCAGGCCAGGCCUCGCGCCAUCAAGUUAUUUGGCAGCCGGCAAGGGAGCCUGGUGGAACCGGACAAGAACCGCAAGCCCGUCUUUCCCGACUGCGGGAACUACUUGGCCAUUUCGCUCAAGGAGCCGUCCGCGGAGCAACCGGGACCGGUGGCUUUAGGCCCAGGAGGAGGAGAAGGAGGAGCAGCAGCAGCAACAGCAGCAGGAGGCAGCAACCGCGGAGGCCUCGUCGCCACUGCUUCACCCGCUGCUGCCCAGCCUCUCAACCUGGCCCGGUCCGUGGCAGGCUCCAACCCCACUCAGGCGACCCAGCAGCAGCCCGCGGAGGAGCACGCUGGCCCCACCGCAGCCACCACUCAGCCUCAGCCUCCGGCACCGCUGCUGCCGCCCUUGCCGCCGCCGCAGCAACAGCAGCAACUCCAGGCGGCGGUGGCGGCGGCUCCACCGUUGGAAAUGUCUCCUGCGCACAUUUUCCCUCAGGCUCUGUCCCUCGCAGCGGCGGCGGCCGCCCUGACAGGCGCGACUCAGCCGGCGACGCCUUUGCUUUGCUUCUCGCCGCCCGCUGAGCCCGCCGCCUUCCCGCCGACGCAGCGCAAGGUGCUGCUGGACCUCAGCACGGGCCAAUGCUACUUAGUGGACGCCCCGCUGCAGCCCCAGCCGCAGCCCCAGAAGCGGCGCCUCUUUGACCCCGAAACAGGGCAGUACGUGGAAGUACCCUUGCCAGUCCCGGCGCCGCCGCCGCCACCGCAGCCGCCGGCCUUGGCCCCCAUGACCAUCCCCAUGGCGCUGGGAGCGGCCGCUGGGACCUACAGCGCCCCGGCCGCAGCCUACAUGUUCUACCCGGGCUUCCUGCCGGCGGUCCUGUCCGCCAGCGCACUGCAGAGCCAGCUCGCCCAGCAGCCCGGCGGUGAAUUGGGGUCUGUGGCCGCCUCGUCCAGGAGCGCCGCCAGCUCCGCCGCGGAAAGCCCGUAUUACAUGCCCACGGGCACCCCGCAGCAGCCACCGUGCCCGCAAGCGGUUCCUGGCGACGGGAAAGCGCCGCUUAUCAGCAUCACCUCGCAGCCGCUGGGCCCCCGGAUCAUCGCGCCUCCCUCUUUCGACGGCACCACCAUGCGCUUCGUCGUGGAGCACCGGUGAUGGGGCGCCGGCCGGGAGAGAUGCUGCUGCUGGAACGACGGGCACAAAGAACAAGAAUUUGUCUCCCUUAAUUUGAAAUGUAUUUGGUAAUUCUAAAUUUUUGUUUAAAUAGCUCUCCUCUAAUGUAUUUCUCAUGCAUUGCUUUGUGCAAAACAUGUGUUACAUUGUUUUCAUGUUUGGAUAAGCUGUUUCCUCAUUUUUAACUAUGUAGAAAUUUAAUUAUUCAAAUAUAAAUGAUUGAAUUGUGAUAUUUCCUGUAGGUUUUUAAAUGUAGAAACUAGUAAUUAGUAUACUGUGCAAUACACAGCUAACUACAAGUUACCUACAAAUGCUUAUAUAGAAGCAGGAGCCCUUAUUGCUUUUGAACAAAAAACAAGUUUGAGUGAAGAAAUAAGAUGCUGGUGUAGCUUUGCAGAUACCUAUUUGCAGGAUUUUUUAAAAAGCUUGGAAAGCUUGAAUUAUUACUCCAAUCUGUUUCUCUGUUUUAAAAAAAGUGGUUGUAGGGUUGUUUUUAUACAUAAAUAUAUGUAUGUGCAGUUUAUUCUUAAAGUUAUUUUAAUCCAUUUUUGAUAUCCCUCUAUUAUUUUGGAGAAAACAUAUCUAAAAAUAAAAAGUAAAAAUUUCUUUUUUCUUAGUUUUGCUAAAAUAUUCAAAUAUAUUCAGAAUUUGCCAAUAAUAUCCAAUUACGUUAGGUUUAAGUAGUUCCCAUUGAAGUUAGUUUUAAUUUAGGGUUAAUCUUCAAUAGCAACUGAAUUAGGAUCUCAUUACAUAAUAGGUAUGGAGUCAACUAGUUGAGUUUAGUUCAAACUAGCUAAACCCAGGUUGGUUAAAUCCAAUCAGCUAUGAAUAGCUGUAGAGCAUCCAUAGCUAUCAAGCAAACAUCAGCCCUACAACAGUGUAUUUUAGUCCUCAAAAAAAGUUUUGAAAAAUGCCCAAAUCUUGCAAGUUCUGCGGAAUUCCAUGAAAUUUCAGCACUAUCAUAUGCGGGACUGCAAGAUUAUUCUGGCAAAAAAGAGUGUGCUAAAUUUUAGAAAUCUUCAGAUCUUGCAUGAUUUCAGGCAAUUUGGUGGGGGCAAUGCCACCGCACAAAACUCUGAUGAGGAUAUUUUAGGAACAAAAAAAGAUUGGUGAAUCCUGAGUUAAAUGUAUUGAAGAUCCACUGAAAAUUAGGUUAUUUUAUUUAAGUUCCUUUGAAUAUGAAGCCUAAUUCUGUAGAUGUUUACUUGGAUUUAAAUCCUAUUUUUUUUAUGGGGGCUAACUGCCAAAUGCAUGCAUAUGAUUCAGUUCCUAUUAUUUAUAGAAAUAGAGUUAACAAUGUAUGUAUUUUAUUUAAUGGCUUUCCCCUAAAACCAAUUGUGAAAAUAACUGAAGAUAUAGUUCUUUAUAGUU